CUUCAUCACUUUUCCUCUUCUGCAAACACUGUAAUUCUUCCUUCACUUAUCCUACUGCUCGUCAAAAGUUCACGAUCCAUCAUUUCCGUCCAUCACCGGCGUACUCUGAUUGUCUCAGACACGUCUCACUCCAAGUUGCUGUUGCUGAGAGUCUGUCCCAUUUCACGUUUUCGGAUGCUAGUCCAGCCCUGAACGAGCAACCAUGGCGGAACUCGAUAUGUCUCCGUUGGGAACCGCGCUCGAUGAUGUGACGAACAAUCAGGACAACAAGGAAACCAACGCGUCCAAAAUCGCCCGCGCGAAGGGAUGGGUGGAGCCAGAGAGCUUUGACUAUGAAUUGUAUAAUACCUCUAGUCAAGCUCUUCAGCAGCCAGCUGGUGAGGGACAUGAUAGCCAGCUCCCUGAGUGGGCGGCGAACGCAGCCAAGUACGAAUGGAAGGAUGAGUAUGGUGAUGUAGGCCCGGAGAUUCCUGAGCUAGAGGAGCAGCUUUUCCGGAACGAGUACAUCAACCGUGCUGGUCUCAAGAUCGGAAAUCUGCAAAAGAUCGAGGUCAUUGCUGAGAGUCGUGAGAGACCCAAUCCUGUGAGAGACUUCGAUGACGCUGGUCUGCAUCCGAUAAUGCGCAGAAACGUCGAACUUUGUCGUUAUGCGCAUCCCACGCCCAUUCAAGCUUAUUCAAUUCCUGCAGUUCUUACCGGACACGACCUGAUUGCGAUUGCCCAGACUGGAUCUGGGAAAACCGCGGCUUUUCUCAUUCCUGUUUUAUCCCAGUUGAUGGGUAAGGCUAAGAAGCUUGCGGCCCCUCGCCCCAAUGUGGCGGCCGGUUACAAUCCUGCCACGGACGCUGUUCGGGCUGAGCCAUUGGUCCUCAUUGUUGCUCCGACGCGUGAGCUCGCGACUCAGAUCUUUGAUGAAGCCCGUCGCCUUUGUUAUCGCUCGAUGUUGCGUCCUUGUGUGGUUUAUGGGGGUGCGCCAAUCCGUGAUCAGCGAGACGAGCUGCAGCGUGGCUGCGAUAUUCUCAUUGCUACACCUGGAAGACUCCUUGACUUCAUGGAUAGACCCCACAUACUUUCACUUCAGCGCGUCAAGUACACCAUCAUCGAUGAAGCUGAUGAGCUUUUGCAAUCUGACUGGGAGUCUGAUUUCAAGAAGAUCAUGUCGGGAGGAGAUGUGAAUGAGGACGCCGAUCACCGUUACAUGAUGUUUUCCGCAACCUUCAAUAAGGCUUGCCGUGGGCUCGCCCGUGAAUACCUUGCAGCUGAUCAUGUUCGCAUCCGUAUUGGACGUCCUGGCAGCACCCACAUCAACGUGCAGCAAAAUAUCAUUUUUGCAGAGCAGCAUAUGAAGAAGCAGUGCCUUUAUGACCUCCUUAUCUCGAUGCCUCCCUCACGAACUCUGGUAUUUGUUAACUCGAAGCCACAGGCUGACCUGUUGGAUGACUAUUUGUUCAACAUGGGCUUGCCCAGCACCUCCAUUCAUGCCGACCGCACUCAGCGUGAACGUGAAGAUGCCUUGCGUGCAUUCCGCACGGCUAAAAGCCCUAUCCUUGUGGCUACGGGCGUCUCAGCUCGCGGUCUCGAUAUCAAGAAUGUCAUGCACGUCAUAAAUUUCGAUCUUCCCCGCGUUCAUCACGGUGGUAUUACUGAGUACAUCCACCGUAUCGGACGCACUGCUCGCAUUGGGAAUGAAGGCCUGGCGUCCUCAUUCUACAACGAUGGCGACUCGGAGCUCGCGCCUGAUCUUGUCAAUAUCCUUUUGGAGAGCGGCCAGAAGAUUCCCGACUUCCUUGAAUCUUACAAGCCCAUGGAUAACAAGGUUGAUUUUCAGGACGAAACCGACGAGGAGGAUAAUUGCGAUGGCAACGGCUGGGGAGGUAUCGACAUGGGCACUAAUGACGCGGGAAACGAAGAUACUCAACCAUCAAACGCCGGCUGGGAGUUCUAGAACUGGGGCCCUGGCUAGUCUGUUGACUUAGGGGGCAACACCAAGCAUCUCAUCUCUCUUUACCCCGAGCC
Molecule: messenger RNA, 2016 nt
Organism: Aspergillus homomorphus CBS 101889
Lineage: Eukaryota; Fungi; Ascomycota; Eurotiomycetes; Eurotiales; Aspergillaceae
Product: DEAD/DEAH box helicase
Exons: 10
Coding region: 203-1945 (580 amino acids)
Cellular component (GO): nucleus
Molecular function (GO): ATP binding; RNA helicase activity; RNA binding
Source: RefSeq, a predicted model, not a curated record